Prunus persica (peach) is the source of this 978-nucleotide messenger RNA. RefSeq names its product zinc finger BED domain-containing protein DAYSLEEPER. The record is from RefSeq and is a predicted model, not a curated record. The transcript has a single exon. Bases 1 to 978 code for a protein of 325 amino acids. NCBI's taxonomy places the organism in Eukaryota, Viridiplantae, Streptophyta, Magnoliopsida, Rosales, Rosaceae. Gene Ontology annotation, molecular function: DNA binding.
AUGGUUUUAAUAUGUGAAGAGGAACUUGCUUCUAAUCAGGAUCAAAUGCAUGGGAAUGAUGAUUAUGUACCUUGUAGUGAUGUUAUUGUACCUCCUACAGCAGCAUCACAAAAUCCAACAUCAUCACCAUUAGAACCUAGUACCGGGAAAAGGAAACCUUGUAAGAAGGAGAGUGAUGUGUGGGAACACUUUGAAAAGUAUGAUUUGGUAUUGGAUUUGAAAGGGGUAGAUGGGACUAAAACAAAAGAAGUUGAAAAAAGGGCUGAAUGCAAGUAUUGUAGUGCUACUUAUGCUAGUGAUACCAAGAAAAAUGGGACUAACAACAUGUGGAAGCAUCUAAAGAAACAAUGCUUGCAAUAUCCUUAUAGGCACAAGGAUAAGAACACAUGGACGCUCGCAUUUGAUGCAUCCAAGGGUAAUGCUCUUGUUUCUAGGAAUUUUAACAAAGAUGAUUGUUUGGAUGCUUGUAUUAGGAUGGUGGUUCGGGAUGAGCUACCUUUUAGCUUUGUGGAGGGUGAAGGGUUUAGUGAAUUUUGUAGUGUUGCAUGCCCACAGUUUAAUCCACCCUCUCAUAGAACUCUUGGGAGAAGAUUUCUAGAAAUGUACCCAAAAAUGAAGGAGAAGUUGAAAGUUGACCUUCGUUCACAUAGAAUAUGCCUUACAACUGAUACUUGGACAUCGGUUCAAAAUGUGAAUUACAUGGUGUUGACUGCCCACUUUGUGGAUUCCGACUAUAAAAUGCACAAAAGGAUCCUAAAUUUUUGUGUAAUUGAUAGUCAUAAGUGGGAGAGCAUUAGGAAAUUGCUUGAAAAUUGUUUGAUUGAUUGGGGACAUGAGAAAAUACUCACAAUUACUGCAAAUAAUGCAGCUACCAAUACAAAGGCAAUUGAAUAUGUGAGGAAGAAAAUAAAUGGGUGGAAAGAUUCGAAUAGUGUGUUAGGAGGAGUUCAAAUGUGUAAUAACCCAAACCUAAAUUAA